Numida meleagris (helmeted guineafowl) is the source of this 1995-nucleotide messenger RNA. It is a transcript of the gene EME1, whose product is annotated as essential meiotic structure-specific endonuclease 1. Gene Ontology annotation, cellular component: Holliday junction resolvase complex; nucleus. The transcript has 8 exons. The record is from RefSeq and is a predicted model, not a curated record. NCBI's taxonomy places the organism in Eukaryota, Metazoa, Chordata, Aves, Galliformes, Numididae. Gene Ontology annotation, molecular function: DNA binding; nuclease activity. Gene Ontology annotation, biological process: mitotic intra-S DNA damage checkpoint signaling; resolution of meiotic recombination intermediates; replication fork processing. The coding region runs from base 58 to 1704 and encodes 548 amino acids.
GCGCCAAACGCCCGCCCGCUCUUUUCCCCUCAACAGCCGCCUCUUGAAGUAGACGAAAUGGGGGGGGCUGAGGAGAGUGAUGAGGAGCUGCCGGCUUUUGCUUCUCUGCUGCGGCCACUGCCGGUAGCCGGCGGGACAGCCCCCUCGCGGGUCUCGUCCCCUCCUCUGAGGCGAGGAAGCGGUAUUGUGGUGCUGAGCAGUGACAGUGAGGAUGAGGUAGAGAUCGUUCCCCUGUCUGAGAGGAUCCGGAGGAGGCUGCCGCCCGGUGGGCUGCCGGGGAGGGCUGCGGGUCCGGGGCCUCCCCCGGGGGGCGGCGGGGAUGCAGCUGAGGGAGAUGACCUUUGUCACAGCGGCGAGCGGCUGGCGGCUGGCUGCGGGGGACAGGCUCCUCCAAAAACCGUGGUGUUACCCGAAGGAGGGCCUUCCAUCAGCCACCGUGAUGUGUUCGGUUCUGGGAGACCCUGGUGCCCGCCGGCAGCCCCUCUGACUGAGCCUGCAGCCCGGCCUGAGGGGCCUCUGGGAAGCGGAGAAAAUGCAGAAGCUUCCCCGCCUCCAAAGAAGCCGAAGUACAGCCAGGAGGAAAGGGAGGCGAUCUGCCGGGCGGCCUGGCAGAGGAGGAAGGACCGGGAAGCGCGGAAGAGGCAGCAGGAAGAGGAAAAAGAAAGAAAGAAGGCCCUCGCCAAGGUGCUGAAAGCUCAGCGGCCGGGAGAGUGCCAGAAAUACAUCACUGUGGUGCUAGAUCCAGUUCUCUUACAGGUAGAAGGUGGUGCUCAGGUCCACGCUGCUUUGCAGUCUGCGAAUUAUUCCUGUGUGAUUGAGAGUCAGGCUGUUCCCUGCAGCAUUACCUGGAAGAGGAAGUCAGUUUUAUCUCAGGCUGAGGACGGUAACGAAUGGACAGAAGAGCCAAAUCUCCUGGUUCUGCUUGGUUUGGAGGAGUUCUUGUCCAUGGUUCGUAGCUACAAGCAGGAGGCCCAAGGCUGUGCAGAACGGAAGGAGACCUUACAGAGCUUUGUGGCUCGUGUCAUGGAGAAAAUGCCUGGGAAAAUUCUGGCUCUAACAGUUGUUGAAGUAGAAAAAUAUUUCAGAUGUCUCAGAGCUCAGUCAAAAAAGAGGCUGCAACGGACAACAGUGAAUAGAAGCCAGGCAGAAGAUAGGGGAAAUCAGAGGAAGAAGCAAGUUAAGGAUCCUGGCCUGGAGAUAACCAGACUGGACGUGGAAGAUGCCUUGGUGGAUUUGCAACUGUGCACACAUGUCCAAGUCACUUUUUUUGAAAGCUGGGAGGAGCUUGGAGAGUUUGCCACUAUGUUCACAAAAGCUGUAGCUGAAGCACCAUUCAAGCGAGAGCAGCAGAAUACAGGAUUCUCUUUCUACUUAGAGAACAAGUGGUGCAGAGGUGUGAAAGUGGAUCAUUCUGGAAAGGGUCUCUUUGAAGUUUGGAAGAGGCAGAUACAACAAUUUAACCGGGUCAGCGGGGAGAUGGCUGAGGCUGUUGUGUCUGCAUACCCUUCUCCUCAGCUUCUAGUCCAGGCCUAUAGUAGAUGCUCCUCCGAGCAGGAGCGGGAAAACAUGCUGGCUAACAUCCCUGUGUGCCGCGGUACCGGGGUGACAGCCACCUACCGCCGGGUUGGACCAGACCUUUCUAGACGAAUCUAUCUGCAGAUGACUUCCCACGAUCCUGACCUCUAUUUGGAUGUCACUGGAUAGCCCAAGUCAAUGAGGAUCUUACGGUUUCUCUGGUUAUAUUCAUCUUCCUUCUGGGAAAAAGUGCUUAGGUGACAAGUGCACUCAUCAGUCACAGCUUAAAGACUGUAAGUGCUUCAAGUCUUUAUCGUGGUAGAAGGAAAUUGGAAAAAAUUGCUGAAUGGCUGGAGUUUACCCGAGAGAGAUGCUGAAUGUCUUCCGUAACAGCAUGAAAUGGACAUGCCUUACAGGACUGGAGAUGCCUUUUUGUUUGUCAAGAGAUCUUCCAAGGAAAUAAAUCAUUUUCUAUCGUAA